AUGCAGGUCAACAAUGAACUUGCCACGCUCCUCAAAGCGACAGCAGAUAAAGCAAUCGGGCAGCUGCAGAAUGCGGUUAAUGGGACCGUUGUGCCUACACUUAACACCGUGAAGCAGGCUGUUCCACACCUUGAAAGCAGCGCCAAGGAGGCCAGAUUGACGCUUAUAAAGCACUCUGGAACAGUUACCGAAAAAUUUGCUGCCCUGUGCAAGGCAGUCAAAGACAUCGCAGAUAACUCAUCCAGUAAUGAGUCGCUAAAAGGCCUCAAACAAAUAUUAACAGACUUCCAAACAGUAAUGCUUAAAGGCGGUAAAUCUGAGCAACUUCAAAAGAUUGUGAAUGAUCUUAGCGAACUCAUGGGACGUACUUUGGUAAACGCCAUCGAAACCGCCGACACUUUUAUCACAACAGACGCCUUUGCAAUAAGCGCUCCAAUCAUCGACAGUCUCCACGCUCACGUUAACCAGGAAGUCAAAGAUGCAACUGAAAAAAUUACGACGCAAGCGCGCCGACAAUAUGUGACGUCUAUCAUUUCACUACUCACAGAGUUUGCGAAUCAAACAAAUUGGGAACUGAAAGACUUGCCUCAAGAGAUUGAGGAUGACAAACACAUCGGCGUUAAGGGGUUCAUGGAGAAGUUGGAAAGCGAAUUUAUUUUGGAGGUGCAACAGAUUGAUGCCAUCGAUACAGUAGUUCGUCCAAACGAAAAUUCCCCGCUGAGCAAAGGAGCAAAAUUCUUAAACAACGCAUUCACUGCACUAUUCGACAAGUUGAGAAAGCAGACAGAUUUCUCCCCCAAUUACGACAAAUUGUGGCCUUCGAAGGAGGCUCUAACCAAAUUGUUGAGUGGUCUUGUCACCUCACAGCACUUUAAUCAUGACUUUAGAGUAAAUCUUCAAACACUUAAAAACCGACUAGGCGAAUUGGUUCCGCAGAAAUUCGGUGACGGCGACUGCCCGUUGCUGCUAAAUGCUUUGACUAAGGGUCUCCCGGACAUUGUCACGCAGCUUGGCCAUGCGUAUGUUAACAAAUACUCCGGUGAAGACUGGAAGAAGAAUCAUGCUGACAAGUACGCCAACAUCAUGCUUACCUCAACGUCAACGCUUUAUGAAGAACUGUAUCAUCUGUUCUACAGUUGCCACAAAGACUGGAGUAAACUGAAAAUUGACGGCAGCGAGAAAGUGACGAAGAAUAAAGGAGACUUUGAAAAAUAUUUGGAGAGUCAAGGCUACAACACUGUGAACCUUAUCAACAAAAAUCACACAGGUCAGGAAGUCGCCGAGAAGCUGAAGACGGCGUUUUCAAAUUACGACGAUUUCGACACCCCUUCGGAUCUCAGGUAUUCUGACGUCGGUACAUACCUUAAUUCCAUUAGGCGAGAAUGGGGACCGAUGUCCCUGCUCUACCGUCACUUAGCCACUUACUACAGUGUCUGUCACACUAGAAUUCCUACUGCCCCUAAAUCUCCAUGCUCCAUUCGUGAUAUGCUUGGUUGGAUGUGCGGACUCCGUACACUGCAGUCUAUCAGAGCAUUAAGACACAUUGUAACACAAUGCUCAACGAGAAAAUAA
This is a messenger RNA of Babesia ovata, 1572 nucleotides long. RefSeq lists its product as uncharacterized. Bases 1 to 1572 code for a protein of 523 amino acids. Lineage: Eukaryota; Apicomplexa; Aconoidasida; Piroplasmida; Babesiidae. The transcript has a single exon. The record is from RefSeq and is a predicted model, not a curated record.